AUGCAUACUAAUGUGCCCUUCAAAGUUUUUGCUUCUACACAAUACUCCGUGCGAGCCGACAGGAUGCGAGGAGGUAGAAACAAAUUCGGCCCGAUGUACAAGCGCGACCGGGCGCGCAAGCUGCAGAUGAUACGCCAGCGCCAGCUCGCCCUGCAGACGCUGGGCCGCGUCGACACCGCGAGCUACCCGAACACCGUGGCGCCACUGUUCCACAUCAAGCAGGAGAUCCAGAUACCGCAGGUGUCGUCGCUCACGUCGUCGCCGGACUCGUCGCCGUCGCCGGCGGCGGUGGCGGCGGGCCUCGUGGGCG
Molecule: messenger RNA, 310 nt
Organism: Trichogramma pretiosum
Lineage: Eukaryota; Metazoa; Arthropoda; Insecta; Hymenoptera; Trichogrammatidae
Product: nuclear hormone receptor FTZ-F1-like
Exons: 2
Biological process (GO): hormone-mediated signaling pathway; regulation of transcription by RNA polymerase II; tissue development
Cellular component (GO): RNA polymerase II transcription regulator complex
Molecular function (GO): nuclear receptor activity; RNA polymerase II cis-regulatory region sequence-specific DNA binding
Source: RefSeq, a predicted model, not a curated record